Messenger RNA from Xyrauchen texanus (razorback sucker), 4789 nucleotides. RefSeq names its product ubiquitin-like-conjugating enzyme ATG10. Gene Ontology annotation, biological process: protein modification by small protein conjugation; protein lipidation; macroautophagy. The record is from RefSeq and is a predicted model, not a curated record. The transcript is spliced from 6 exons. Gene Ontology annotation, cellular component: intracellular anatomical structure. NCBI's taxonomy places the organism in Eukaryota, Metazoa, Chordata, Actinopteri, Cypriniformes, Catostomidae. Gene Ontology annotation, molecular function: Atg12 transferase activity. Bases 22 to 684 code for a protein of 220 amino acids.
CGGAAGUUGCCGUGUGAGAUCAUGAUGGCAGAUAAGAGAAAUUCUGCAUCAGUUACGUGUUACCUGGAUGAGAGGACCUUCCAGCUUUGCUGCCAGCUCUUUCUUCAACAUUCUGAGACCAUCCAGGAUGGCUGGAGCUGGGAGCAGAUCAAGGGCACUGAUGAAGGCUUCAUGAAGAAGUGUGUUCUCGUUCCUGUAAGAUCAAACGUAUUACACAGUCAACAUGGAUGUUCCAUGCAGGCAGAAAUCAUGGAUCCUCUAACAGAGGAAAUUCAGGCAAAUGUUGAGGAUGAAACGGCUGGAGUUCAGGCAGUAUGUGAGAGUCACGCUGUGCUGAGUUAUGAAUACCACGUUCUGUAUUCUUGCAGCUAUCAGAUCCCCAUACUCUAUUUCAGAGCCACAACGUUAGGAACAUCUUUUACUGGGCCAGCCAUUUUUCAUGCUUCAUCCGUGUCACACCGAGGAGUUUAUGAAACCUGCUCUGGAUUUGGCACAAAUGGAAAACAAGGUGAAUUAUAUAGUGACCUGGCUGAGUGUCGUGGGACCUGUCGUUGGCUUGGAGGUCCCUCUGAGCUACAGCACGGCUGUGUCUGCUCCAGAUUGAAGCUUCAUUGCGCCAGCAUCCGGAGGUCAAACACACUCUCCCUGUUGAUCCCAGACUGCACUGGCACUGAGGAUGUUUAGUGGACACCUAUGAACCUGCCGAGGGUCUCGGAGGAGCCAAAGAGGGGCCAUAAGUCUUGUUAGGAAUGCUUGAACAUUUCUAAUAUUCUUAUCAAGUCUCCAGGUCUUCUAUCGAUUAAGUUCAAAGGCUUGCUCAGGAUGGUUCUUAACUGUUCUAAUAAAUUAAGAACGAUUAAGCUUUAACGAUUAAGAUUAAGAAAUUGUGCUGAAAGGAUAUGUACAUAUAUAGGGAUUAUAUAGGAUAUGUACAUAUAUAGGGAAAGGAUAUGUACAUAUAUAGGGAAUAUUCCGGCAGGCAACAUGCUAACCAGCCAAAUCUUGACCUUGAUCUUGUUUUAAAUAGUAAAAAAGAUAAGGGAGUAUCCACUGCUUUUUUUUUAGCUAAUCAGAAAUGUAAAUAUAUAUGCUUUUUAAAGGAAUAUUCCGGGUUCAAUACAAGACAGAGUUUGUGGCAUAAUGUUGAUUAUGUCAAAUAAUGAUUCUGAAAAAGAAAAAACUAAAUCUGGGUUACGGUGAGGCAUCUACAAUAGAAGAGAAUGGGGCAAAUCAAUAAACAUUAAAAUACUCACUGUUUUAAAAGUAAAGCCACAAUACGUAAACAACAUGAAUGUUAACAAGAUUAUAGUGUGAUAAAAUCACUUACUAACCUUUUCUGUGUAAAGUUAUAGCCAAUUUUACAACUAUUUGCCAUGAUGACAUUCAGUAAACCCUGAAACAACCAUAAAAAUUAUGAUUUAAACAACUUUACAGCUCAAAUAAUACACAAGUUUUAACAAUAGAAAUAAUGGAAGUGAUUUUAUAAAAUUAUUAGCUUAACAUUUCUGCCUUGAACACUCCAGAAAUUGGCCCUUUUCACUUCCAUUGUAAGUGCCUCACUGUAACCUCGCUUUUUGAAUUUUUGUUUAUUUUUCAUAAAGGAAGGACAAAUCAAAAUAAUGUUUUGUGGCUAAUCAACACCAUGUCACAAAUGCUGUUAAUUGAGUUUAUCUUGUAUUGAACCUGGAUUAAGAUUAAAGAUUAAAGACUUAAGAUUAAAAAAGCGAGCAAUAUUUUUUAAUCUUUGCUUUGCAAAAAAUGCUUUAAAGAAACUGUGUGUGCGUGCAAAUUGAACAUUUUCAAUAAUGCUUUUUCAAUAUUAGUCUGCGAGUCUUUGCCUUCCAACUGCGUAGGUGUGUGUGACUCAAUAUAUUUUUCCGUGCUGUUAGGGUAUUGUGAAGUGGGCUGCGUUUGGCCUAUUUUAGAUCUUUAAGAAACCUGAAAUCAAACUGAGACUUGCAUCUUAUAAGCAGGCAGCGUAUAUGGUGAAGUAUUUUUUUGUUUGUUUGUUUGUUUGUUGUUGUUGUUGUUGUUGUUGUUGUUAACUGAAGAAUUGGAAUGGAAUUGAAUCCUUGGCUGUCGACUCCCUCUGAAACCUGUCUGUCUGAUCUUUAGUCUGAAACAGAGUUGAGUUUAGAGUCCAGAGUUUGACAGAAGACGGUGAAAGUCCUCACUCAGCAUAUAUAAAUGGGGAGAGCAUCACUCUGGGGACUUUAACAGUGUUGGUAAGGAGGUCAGCCUGCUACCCGAAGCAUCUCGCUCUAACAGGCAGACAAAAAUAAUGGGAGAGAAGAGAGAGAGAGAGAGAUUGCAGUUGGAAAAUAUUAACUACUUUUAUUAAAAUAUUAAACUGGCCUAUCAUUCUGUUAUCAUUUUAUGUCAUUCAAAGCUUGUAUUUGUUUUCUUGAAUCUUGUGAAAAAGUUUGUUACAGCAGUAAAGGCACCAUAAAAGUAGUGCAUAAGAUUGUAUACUAUGUACAAUAUAUAAGUCUAUAGACUAUAUACAGUGUAUAAGAAUAGACUCAAAUUGAAGUCGUUAUUUGAUGAAAACAAAUAUCCUUCGCUGUAGCUUGCAUUCAGCUCGUCAUAUUUGAUGCUCGACAGCCCCAGUCACCAUUCACUGCACAUACCGAAGUGAAUUAGUUUUGUACAGACCUCAAUAUUGUUAUAAUUACAUCUGGAGGAGUUUUUACAUUAGAGAAAAGGAAAUUAAAGUUGCCUCAAAAAAACAAAUACUCCUUUAUUUUCCUUGUUACACUGGAGGUGUUUGUUAAUGGAGUCUGGGAUUUAAAUUGGUGUGAAAUGCCACCAGUAGCCUGUACAAGCCGCUGCUGACAUCUGUUGGUCAGAGUAUGGUGUUGUAAUUUACACGCAUGUCCACAAGAGGCCAUUGACCAAACAGCAACUUGAUUCCUAUCCACAAAAAGUGUUUGGGGCAACGCUUAAAUAAUUUAGUUGCACUAGAUAAUAAAUCAUCAAACAAAGUGGCAUUUAUUUAAAUGAAGAUACCACUAGCACACUUUUUAAGCAAAUUAAAAAUUAAGUAUUUAUUUGCAAAAAUUGCUCAUAAAAGUUCAUAUUUUCUUUGUAGAAGCCACUUGGUUUCAUAGUUUGUUAUGUACUGCAAAAAAAAUAUUUUAAGUGUCCGAAUGGGUUGUGGGGCCACUAUAUCUACUGGAGAACUUCCUGACAAUUAGUUUUUGUUAGUAUUUGGUUGCAUUGCCUUGUUUAACUUGGGUCAAGCAUUUUGGGUAGCCUUCCACAAGCUUCUCACAAUAAGUUGCUGAAUUUUGGCGCAUUCCUCCAGACAGAACUGGUGUAUCUGAGUCAGGUUUGCAGGCCUCCUCGCUCCCACUCACUUUUUCAAUUCUGCCCACAAUUGUUCUAUCAGAUUGCGGUCAGGUCCUUGUGAUGGCCACUGCAAUACUAUGACUUGUUGAACUUUGGAGGCAUGCUUGGGGUCAUUGUCCAUUUGAAAGACCCAUUUGCAACAGAGCUUUAUCUUCAUGGCUGAUGUCUUGAGAUGCUACUUCAAUAUUUCCACAUAAUUUUACUUCCUCAUGAUGCCAUCUUUUAUGGAAAGCGCACCAGUCCCUCCUGCAACAAAGCACCCUCACAACAUGAUGCUGCCACCCCCAUGCUUCACGGUUGGGAUGGUGUUCUUCGGCUUGCAAGCCUCACCCUUUUUCCUCCAAACACAAUGAUGGUCAUUAUGGCCAAAAUGUAGUCUGGCUGUAGUCUGGCUUUUUUAUGGUGGUUUUGGAGCAGUGGCUUCUUCAUUGCUGAGCAGCCUUUCAGGUUAUGUCGAUAUAGGACUCGUUUUACUGUGGAUAUAGAUACUUGUCUACCUGUUUCAUCCAGCAUCUUCACAAGGUCCUUUGCUGUUGUUCUGGGAUUGAUUUUCACUUUUCGCACCAAACUCCAUUCACCUCUAGGAGACAGAAUGCGUCUCCUUCCUGAGCGGUAUGAUGGCUGUGUGGUCCCAUGGUGUUUAUUUAUCCUUGCGUACUUUUGUUUGUACAGAUGAACGUGGUACCUUUAGGCAUUUGUAAAUGGCUCCCAAGGAUGAACCAGACUUGUGGAGGUCCACAAUUUUUAUUUCUUGGCUGAUUUGCUUUGAUUUUCCCAUGAUGUCAAGCAAAGUACUCCAAUUCAGUACACCACAACACUUCAUAUUUAUUUAUUUCCACUGAUUACAUGGUGAUAUUAUUAUUAUUAUUAUUUAUUUUUUGGUAAACAGUCUUCUUAUUUUCUGUAUAUUGUAUAUUAUUAGGUGUAUAUUGUGUUGUGUAACAGAUGUGUAAACUGUGUUAUGUGUAAAUCAGAUGUUUAUUGUAAUUGACAUACUGCUAUGUUGCUUGGAACCGCACCCAAGACGUUCACCCACUGUUGCACUUGUGCAUAUGGUUGAGUGACACUAAAGAGUUUUGAUUUGAUUUUGAUUGAUUUGAUUGACCUCCAAUCAGAAGCUAAGUGGCUAAUUGUCUAAAGGCUUGACAUAAUUUUCUGGAAUUUUCUAUGCUGCUUAAAGGCACAGUUAACUUAGUGUAUGUAAUUUCUCACCCACUGGAUUUGUGAUAAAGUCAAUCAAAAGUAAAACAAUCUGUCUGUAAACAGUUGUUGGAAAAAUUACUCAUGUCAUGCACAAAGUAGAUGUCCUAAACGAUUAGCCAAAACUAUAGUUUGCUAAAUUAUAUGAAAUCCAUGGAGUGGUUAAAAAAUGAGUUUUAAUGACUUCAACCUAAAUGUAUGUAAACUUCUGACUUCAUCUGUAUAGAUAGAUAGAUCU